GCUGGAGAGCAGCUUUGGGCCCGUGUCCAGCGAGGGUGCCCCCCCUUCAGAUCCAAGCUCUCAGCAGACCCAGCCGAAGUAGCCUCGGGACAGGACAGCGGCAGGGAUAGAGGCACUCCUGACAGAGGUCCCCGCCGAUCAAAAUGCCCAUCCUGAAGAGUCUAGGGUUGGCGAACCCUAAGGUGCCCCGGGCAGGGACCCUGCCCCUCAGGUCCUCUCGGAAUCCCUUUGAGGAGGCUCCAGGGCUGGAAGAAGAGACUGGGGAGCUCGGGACCCUCCCCAGUGGGGCAUCAUGUCACCGCCGCGCCACCCUGGAGAAGCUGGCGGGCCUGGCCCCCUUCCGGCUCGGCUGGGCCCCGGGCCGGCGAGCGGGCAGCCCCGGGACCGAGCAACCCCGCUCCUUCCUGGGCCGGGUGCUAGCACCAGGGCUCCGGAGGAGCUCGGCAGAUUUCGGUCUCCUGGCCAGGCUGCAGGGCCUCCGCGGCCAGGGCGAUGAGGAGGCCGCUGGGGAGGCCGCCCGGAGACUGGCCUUCCUGAGACUGGGGCGCGGGCCCAAGCCGCGGCGCGCAUCCUUGGCCGAGAGGGUGGUGCCCGCAGGUGAGGCGGCCCCCGAGCCCCCACCCAAGGUCCCGGAGCCCCCAAAGGUGAAAGAGCCGUUGUCAGUGCUGGAGAUCCUGAGCUUGAUCCAGCAGCGCGAGCUGGCGCGAGCCGACGAGCACAUCUUGGAGCUGGAGGCCGAGGAGCUGGCGGCGUCGGGGGGCGGCGCCCCGGGGCCGCCCAAGGCCGAGGGGGCCGGCGGGGGUCGCCGGGCGCGGGACGUGGCGCUGCUCUACGAGGCCCUGCAGCGCGAGCUGUGGGCGCUGGUGCGCGAGACGCUGGUGGGCCCCGGGCCGGGCGCGGGCGCCGGGGCGGGCGCCGUGGCGCAGCUCGGCCAGGUGCUGGUGCAGGAGGAGGCGGCCGACGGGCGCCGGGGCGCCGGGGCGGCCCGCAGGCUGCGCGCCCGCUGGGCCGAGGCCGUGGCACGCGCGGCGCGGGAGCGCCUGGAGGCGGCAGCGCCCGGGGCGCCCGGGGGCCUAGCCGGGCAGCUCGAGGCGCUGCGGGCGCGGCUGCUGGAGGAUAUGGCCGUGGUGCGGGGCCGCCUGGCGCCCGCCUACCCUGCCGGCCUGGGCGCCUUCGGCGUCUACCUGCGCGGCUACCACGGCGCGCUGGCCGAGUGGCUGGGGGUGGCCGCCCGCCGGAGGCUGCCGCUGGCCGACCGCUACGCGCUGCUGCACUGGCACAACCAGGUGUACCCCAGAGAGGUCCUGGGGCUGGUGGACAUGGUCGCCCUGGAGAACGGGGAGCUGGGACCCCUUCUGUCCCCCGGCACCCUGCGGGGUUUGGAGGAUGAAUGUGUCACAGAUGUCAAGGCUCAGACGCGGGCAGCCCUGCUGCGAGUGCUCCAGGAGGACGAGGAGCACUGGGGGGGCCUCGAGGACCCGCCCAGCAGGCUGGCUCAGGAUGUGUGCGAGCUGCUGGAAGAGCACACAGAGCGGGCACCCCGCAUCAGCCAGGAGUUCGGGGAGCGGAUGGCCCACUGCUGCCUGGGGGGCCUGGCAGAGUUCCUGCAGAGCUUCCAGCAGCGCGUGGAGCGAUUCCACGAGAACCCAGGAGUCCGGGAGCUGCCGGCCGACGCCUACAUCAGCAGGACCAUCGCCCUGGUCAACUGCGGGCCCCCUCUGCGAGCCCUGGCCGAGCGCCUGGCCCGGGUGGGACCCCCUGAAAGCGAGCCGGCCCGGGAAGCGGCAGCCAGUGCUCUGGACCGUGUGACCCGGCUGUGCCACCGUGUCCUGGCGGACCUGCUGUUCCAGGAGCUGCAGCCCCACUUCAACAAGCUGAUGCGCCGGAAGUGGCUGAGCAGCCCUGAGGCGCUGGACGGCGUCCUGAGCACGCUGGGCGCCCAGGCCCUGGCCCUGCGCAGGAUGCAGGACGAGCCUUACCAGGUGCUGGUGGCCGAGCUGCACCGGCGAGCGCUGGUCGAGUACGUGAAGCCCCUGCUCCGCGGGCGCCUGCGCUGCCGCUCGGCGCGGACCCGCAGCCGCGUGGCCGGGAGGCUCCGGGAGGACGCGGCGCAGCUCCAAAGGCUGUUCAGGCGGCUGGAGUCGCAGGCCUCGUGGCUGGACGCCGUGGUGCCCCAUUUGGCGGAAGUCCUGCAGCUGGAGGACACGCCCAGCAUCCAGGUGGAGGUGGGGGUGCUGGUGCGGGACUACCCAGACAUCAGGCGGAAGCAUGUGGCGGCUCUCCUGGACAUCCGUGGCCUCCGCAACACAGCUGCCCGCCACGAGAUCCUCGCCGUGGCCCGGGACCUGGAGCUGUCAGAGGGGGGAGCCCUGUCUCCCCCUCGGGACCGGGCCUUCUUCGCCGACAUCCCUGUGCCCCGCCCGCCUUUCUGCCUUGGCCUCCCCCUGUUCCUGGGCCGUCUCCCCAUCUCCCGGCUGUCCAGGCCAGGCUUGACCUGCCUGCCUCGGUCUCGACUUCCAUCUUCAUCACGACCCCGGGCCCAGCUCUGAGACCCUCCCUUCCAGCCCUCUGCCUCAGUGUCCCCCCAUCUUUGCUGCUGACAGACGUCCACCUGUGUGCCCCUCUCCUGACGCCCUGCCUGGGACCCCAGACCCUGGGAACGGAAAGAUCCUUAGAGAUCUUCUCACCCAAGCCUACACUCCCUGUACAGAAGGGAAACGGAGGCCAGAGGCAACAAGGACUUUCCCAAGGCCACGCAGCCCAUUCCUAGCACAGACGCACGACCCAAGCCCAGAAUGGUGGGUGGUGUUUUGGAAGGCACUACAGAAAUAUCCCAGACCGCCUCCCCCUUACCCCUCACUCAAGGUCUGGCCCAAAUCCAAUGUAUUAAGGAAUGUACGAUACUUGGAAUAAAGAGGUUUCUAUUUAACACAA
This is a messenger RNA of Choloepus didactylus (southern two-toed sloth), 2934 nucleotides long. It is a transcript of the gene EXOC3L2, whose product is annotated as exocyst complex component 3 like 2. The record is from RefSeq and is a predicted model, not a curated record. Gene Ontology annotation, cellular component: exocyst. Gene Ontology annotation, molecular function: SNARE binding. Gene Ontology annotation, biological process: exocytosis; exocyst localization. The transcript is spliced from 13 exons. The coding region runs from base 144 to 2549 and encodes 801 amino acids. NCBI's taxonomy places the organism in Eukaryota, Metazoa, Chordata, Mammalia, Pilosa, Megalonychidae.